Messenger RNA from Baudoinia panamericana UAMH 10762, 1782 nucleotides. RefSeq lists its product as uncharacterized. Gene Ontology annotation, biological process: glycine biosynthetic process; L-threonine catabolic process. The record is from RefSeq and is a predicted model, not a curated record. NCBI's taxonomy places the organism in Eukaryota, Fungi, Ascomycota, Dothideomycetes, Mycosphaerellales, Teratosphaeriaceae. The coding region runs from base 341 to 1699 and encodes 452 amino acids. Gene Ontology annotation, molecular function: L-allo-threonine aldolase activity. Gene Ontology annotation, cellular component: cytosol. The transcript has a single exon.
AUUUCCUUUUUCUCACAAACGCCCAUUUGUCUCCCGGAAUCUGCCCGUGCUUUGCAGUUUCAUCACGGAUUUGAUCAUAGUAAGUCCGAAACCAGCAGUCACGAAUAGCUGCAACAAGCGUGGAUGCAUGUAGACGUGCCAGGUGGUCGCUACGCUUAAGCACGGUCAAGGUAUCCAGCCAUGACUUGAGACGCCGAAUGUGGAUCUGCAUCUACCCAAACAGGCAGGUCAUCAAAGGUGACAGAAAGGCACCAUCUUCUCGCUCGCUUACUUUUUCCUUACCUUUCCCAGCCGUUCUGUUGCACAGAACCACAUCAGACUGAUUUGAUCCGCAACUACCAUGGCAAACACAAGCACAGAAACCGCGAUCCCCACCGCUGACUGUGACAAGGUGGAUGAGCAGGCCAACAUCAAGUCCGAACCAAUACAACUAUGUCUCUUUUCCGAACCCAUCUCGGCCACGGAUGCUUUCGCACGCACAGCUCGUUAUGCAGCGGAUCCCACAGAGUACCUUCGAGAAGCUCUCGGCUCAGGAAUCUUCGAGGUCCGCAAGACCAUGCUAUCUCUCCCCAAGACUGUCGACAUGGAUCGCUACGGCACCGGCGCACACAAGCAACAUUUCGAACAUCACAUCGCGAACUUCCUCGGCAAGAAGCACGCUCUCUUUUUCGUCACUGGUGUCCAAGCUCAGUUGGCCGCCUUGAAGAUUUACUGUGAUCGCGCGGGCCGACAGAUCGCAGCAUGGCAUAUCUCGUCGCACCUGGAGUCCGCCGAGGAGCGUAGCUUUGAGGCACUAUACAGUCUACGAAGAGUCCUACUCGGAUCAGACCCAGAGGCUCUGCCGACACUUGAUGAGAUCAAGAAGGUCCUCGAGCUCCCCGAGACCGAGCGCCCUGCUGUAGUUGUGAUCGAAGUCCCGAACAGAGUGUUGGGCUGUAAGACCUACACUUUCGAACAGCUAGCGCGGAUCUCGCACUUCUGCAAAGAAGCAGGCGUAGCUCUGCACAUGGAUGGGGCUCGUUUAUGGGAGAUUGAACCUUACUAUAACGCCACAGCCGGCAAGUCGUUCAUCGAUGUCGUAUCCCUCUUCGACACCGUGUAUGUCAGCUUCUACAAAGCGCUUCGAGGCAUCACGGGAGCCAUGCUCGUGAGCGAUGAUGAGUCAAUGAUCGACGAAGCGAAAGUGUGGCAACGAAGGGCCGGCGGUAAUUGCUACUCGCUCGCCUUCAAUGUCACGGACUGCGAGCGAGGAUAUAAUGAGAACAUCGGCACGUUUUCAGGGAAGCGGCAAAAAAUGAUUGAGAUUGUUGAUGCCAUCAACGCUGCCACUGCUAAGUACAAAACGCCGGACGGGAGGCGCAUUGUUAACUUUGUGCCCGAGAAGGCAACGUGCUGUCAGAUUCACACCGUCUUUGCCGGCUUCCUGGCAGACGAGCUUGUGACAGCGAGAGACACGGUACGAAAGGCAACGGGCGUGAGUGUUUUCGAGAGGCUGAGACCAAAGGAGACUGUUGAUGAGAAGAUGCGAGAAGAGCGCAGCAAGCAGGCGGCGAAGACGGUGCUAGAGGGCGCAAACCCGGAUAAAGACCGACAAUUUAUGGAGUGGAUGAUCACUAGCGUGAACGAAAAGCUCGAAACGAAGGUGUUUGUAGACGUGUAUGUUGCGCUUUGCAAUGAGUUGGUGAAGGAAAGGAAGUAGAGGCCGAUGGGGAUUCCGGACGGGACGAGCGGGUAGGGCUGUCGUCCCGGUCUACCAUGGCGUCAAUAAAGACGAUCAACAGC